Messenger RNA from Polypterus senegalus (gray bichir), 3245 nucleotides. It is a transcript of the gene ing4, whose product is annotated as inhibitor of growth family, member 4. The transcript has 9 exons. Gene Ontology annotation, biological process: regulation of DNA-templated transcription; positive regulation of apoptotic process. The record is from RefSeq and is a predicted model, not a curated record. NCBI's taxonomy places the organism in Eukaryota, Metazoa, Chordata, Cladistia, Polypteriformes, Polypteridae. Gene Ontology annotation, cellular component: nucleus. Bases 1366 to 2097 code for a protein of 243 amino acids.
UGAACAGAUUUAUAUAUGCAUAAUAUCAUUUAUUUAGGUUAUUUUAAGGACUUUAUUUUUCCCCAAGUAAAUAAAUGUAUUUGGCGAUACAUCGAUUAUUCCCGAAAAUAACAAACCGAAUGGUUGUUUCUAAUGAGAGAGUGGUUGUUUUUGCGUAUUUCCAUCUUGAUGAUAAAUAAUAGUUGCGGCUGUCUGAGUACAUUUAAAGCAAAAGAUUAAAAAAUGAGUAAAAAAUAGUAACGUGUGAGCAAAUGAAAACACUACUUGUUGAAAAGAUUCUGCCUUCUGCAGAAAAAAAACAGUAGAAGGGUUUUAAAAAUAACGGAGUCGUCUGAGAGUACAGAAAAAAAGUAUAGUUUGAAUUAGUACAGUCCUAACACUGCAUAAACAACCAACAAAGUACAUCCGUGAUCUAGUAUUUAGCAUGUCGUGUAUUCUGCGAAAUGUUUACAAAAGUAGCGCCAUCUUUCUAUAUAGUCAUAUAAGUAUAAAUCUGACUCCGAUCAUAUAGUACCUGCAUACCGUGUCUAUUGAAAUUAAGUUAAAAGUUAAAAAUAUAUGUAAGAGUGUAAUAUGAAUCAGGACUUAAUAGCUUUUAGAGUUUUAGCGUUUCGUGUAGUUUAGAUAUAAAUCAGUUGUCAAUAAUGUUUACCUGUUUUUAAUCCUUUUAGGUUGUCAUAUAAAUCAGUUUAUUAUUAUCCAUCCACAGACUUUCAAACUUGCUUAUCCAAUUCUGUAUAAUAGGGAACGUAUGACCGUUCUAGUACAACGGGGCACAAGAUGAGAACCAACCCCUGGGUAAUGUGCACGUCCACGGGGUACCUCAUACUUGAAACCCACUUUCAGUAAUAGUAAGCUACUUCAGUGUCAUCAGUGAAAACUAAACUGCGUAUGUUUGGCUGUGGGGAAAAUAAACCGUCACGUACAGAAGCAGGACAUCACCUUUGUAAAAAUAUUAUUUAUUUCAUUAACGUUACUCUAAUUCUUUUUUUCAUGCUUAAAAUCCUGCGGUUUAAAAAUUGAUUAUACAUCUUUCAUAGAGAAUUUUAAUGAUUCUUGUGUCAUUUUGUGUGAAACGGUUUGAUAGCAUUUAAUUUUAAUUGUGUUAAUGUGCGCAUUACUUUUUAUGUGUAAGAUUAAGGUGUUUGAUCUCUGGUCUCCUAGGGAAAUUCUGUUGAUUUCUUAACACUGUCUAUAAUCAGUAUGAUCACAAGUAAAUUUACCCCGUUUUUUUUUUUUUUACCUUUUCAACUGCCAUAUGAUCACACGCAUGAGGGGCAUGUAUCAGGUGCUAGGCAUGCUGUGAUUGACAAGUAAUUGAGUAUUGAAAAUUUGCCUUUCGAACUUCAAAGGAAUUUUCAGCUCAUGAGAGAUUUAGACCAGAGAACAGAAGACUUGAAAAGUGAAAUUGAUUCUUUGGCAACUGAAUACACUACAAAUGCUCGAACCCUGUCCUCGGAGCAAAAACUUUCCCUAUUGCGACAAAUUCAGGAGGCAUAUGCCAAAUGCAAGGAAUUUGGUGAUGACAAAGUCCAGCUGGCCAUGCAAACUUAUGAGAUGGUUGACAAACACAUCCGUCGACUGGACACAGACCUUGCACGAUUUGAAGCUGACCUGAAGGAAAAGCAGAUUGAAUCAAGUGAUUAUGAUUCUUCCUCAAGUAAAGGCAAAAAGACAGGGAAGAAAUGCUCCGAGGUGUACUGUGGUGGUGAUCUUGUGGGGGCUGCUGUACCAGCAGAGGCCAGAGGUCAAAAGGAGAAGAAAGUGGCCCGGACACGGUCAAAAAUCAAGAAUUCAGAUGAAGACAGCAGUCCAAAAAAUGGACAAAAGAAGUUGAAGCUGGUUCAUACAACUGAGUACAGUGCUCCUGCUGUGAAUUUUGGAACAGUUCAUCCUUCAGAUGUGUUAGAUAUGCCAGUGGAUCCUAAUGAACCAACAUACUGUCUGUGUCAUCAAGUGUCCUAUGGAGAGAUGAUUGGCUGUGACAACCCUGAUUGCUCCAUUGAAUGGUUCCACUUUGCUUGUGUUGGAUUAACCACUAAACCACGAGGCAAAUGGUAUUGUCCCCGGUGUUCACAGGAACGCAAGAAGAAAUAGACCAACAGGGGGUCUACAUUCAACGCAUGGGUUAUUCAUCACUAUGUACUGUGAUAAUCGUACUAAAGAAUGAGCCACACAUUUUGUAACUGGCUUAGGAAUUGAAGCAUGGGCCCCUAACUGUUUGACUGUUUAGGCUUCUGGCCAAGUAAUGAUGCUUAUUUUCUACACAUCAUUAUUAGGUUUUCCUGAUUUAGACUGAAGUAGCAUAAAGUGUCCUACUAAAGCACUAAACAUUCAACCUGAGCUAGAGGCUGGAGUUACAAUGUGCUGAAAGUAAAAUCUGAACCUCUCCGGGUUCAGGAAGAAAUCCAACCUUUGGCACAGAGGUAAAAAGAAUUUUCUUAAAUGGUGUUUAUCGAUUUUUCUUUAUUGACAAUAAGAUACAGUACUUCCUGACUUAAUUUUUAUCAAGCGAUGCUGCAUUUUCAUCUCAGUGGGAAGCAUUAAGUAGUAUUAAAUGUCAGCUGUUCCCCUAUAUUGUUAGCAGUCUUGGGGAUUUUGGAGUUGCACACUGCGCGCUGCAAGCCCUUUUGAGUUCUGUUUCAAGACAGUGGCUUUGGGGGGUUGUUGCCCCUUUUGUACAGCAUUAAUUCUAAACUGUCUUAUCUUAUGUGCAGCUUACCGUCAAUCAGACUCCUAAUAACCCCACAAUUAUAUUGAUGUCCUCGAAUUAUUACAAGCUAUACUGUAACAAAAUAUUUUACUAAAAAUGGCCUAAUGCAUGAUUUGGGCACAUUUAUCCAUUCACCAGCAGUAGAAUAAUGAAUUUAGAGGGAGAGAAGACAAAGGUAAACUGUAUAUUUUGUGAGAAAAUGGUUCUGGUAUCCUUGUUAGUUAGAACAGUUUACCUGAUAUCAUGUUGACUCUACAUAAACUUUUUAUAUGGUGUGGAUGUAAUUCAGCUCGAGGCUACAGCAAGCCCUGCCCUGGAACCAAAGGGUUUCUGGAGUCAACUCCAUUUUACUCAAACACUGUAAGGUGCAUCCAAUUUAUGUGCAAGUAUUAUUUGGAAUAUUCUUUUUUUUAUGUGUAUUCUUAUUUGACUCAGUUGGUGCUUAAACAUUUCAGUUUACUGUCUUUUUAAACAAUGUACAAUGCUAACACACUUUUGUAAAAAUAAACUAAUAAAACAGUAAAAAUACUAA